Sphenostylis stenocarpa is the source of this 1077-nucleotide messenger RNA. Lineage: Eukaryota; Viridiplantae; Streptophyta; Magnoliopsida; Fabales; Fabaceae. The record is from the annotation of a GenBank genome assembly.
AUGCACUCUCUCUCUCUCACAAACACCUUCCUACGCUCACAUUCACUCUCUUCCUUCCCCAAACCGUUCACCUCAUCUUCUUUUCUUCUUCUUCUUCCUCCUCCCACUCUUCGCAGCUCUAAGAGGCUGCAAUCCUCAAUUUUCGCCACCUCUUCACCAAUCUCCCCAAAUGAAACGAAAUUCCCAAUGCAGGGACUCGCUCCUGCUUACAAGAAUUCCAACAAUUCGCUUGAAUCGCUUGCUCGUGUCUCCAAUUGGAAAUUCCCCUUAGCUCCAACUGCUAAUGCUGAUUUAUCCGUCAGGCUUCUCAAGUUUAUGAUGCUCUUCGGCUUCCUCACAUGCCAACACUCUUAUCCCGCACUUGCUGCUUCUGAAUUUUCCAAUGCUUUCAGUUCAUCUCCUAUACUUGGGGAUAUUGAUGACAUAAGCACAGGUUUUGCUUCAGCGUUUCUGCUAAUAUUUUUCUCUGAACUGGGAGAUAAGACCUUUUUCAUUGCAGCCCUGCUUGCAGCUAGGAAUACAGCUGGUGUUGUUUUUAUUGGGACAUUUGGCGCACUUGCGGCAAUGACUCUGAUAUCUGUUGUCCUCGGACGAACUUUCCAUUAUGUUGAUGAAAUCUUGCCAUUCAGGUUUGGAGAAACGGACUUACCUAUAGAUGAUAUUGCUGCUGUUUGCCUGUUGGUGUACUUUGGGGUCUCUACGCUGCUGGAUGCCUCAUCUAGUGAUGGCCAAAAAUCAGAUGAAGAGCAGAAGGAGGCAGAGCUAGCAGUUUCUGAAUUUUCUGGAAAUGGUGCUGGGAUACUAUCUGCUGCUAGCACAGUUGCCAGUACUUUUCUCUUAGUUUUUGUUGCCGAAUGGGGCGAUAAGUCAUUUUUCUCCACAAUUGCCCUUGCAGCAGCUUCUUCUCCCCUUGGAGUCAUAGCUGGAGCACUGGCCGGUCAUGGUGUUGCAACUUUGCUAGCUGUACUCGGGGGCUCUUUACUCGGGACGUAUUUGUCAGAGAAGGUUAUUGCCUACAUCGGAGGUGUUCUCUUUCUCGUCUUUGCUGCAGUAACCUUAUUUGAAAUUGUGCAUUAG